AUGUAUUACUUGGAAUACGAGCCAGACACAAUGGCUCCCUUCCUAAGGGGUUUAAUCCGACGCUUUUUAGCUAGCAGAAUCAGCAGUCCAAGCACUUCACCUCAUCCCCGUACAUCAUCAUCGUACACCUAUUUGCAGGCUCUUGAUUCAACCAAGAAGUCGAAGUCCCAGGACGGCAAAGAAGUUGAAGCCUCUCAACCACCAGAAAGUCUCUGGCGGCAAUCGGUUCAUUCUUUCUACAAUUCAACGAGUUAA
Messenger RNA from Linum tenue, 255 nucleotides. Lineage: Eukaryota; Viridiplantae; Streptophyta; Magnoliopsida; Malpighiales; Linaceae. The record is from the annotation of a GenBank genome assembly.